This is a messenger RNA of Eutrema salsugineum, 459 nucleotides long. RefSeq lists its product as uncharacterized. The record is from RefSeq and is a predicted model, not a curated record. The transcript is spliced from 2 exons. NCBI's taxonomy places the organism in Eukaryota, Viridiplantae, Streptophyta, Magnoliopsida, Brassicales, Brassicaceae. The coding region runs from base 1 to 459 and encodes 152 amino acids.
AUGGCAAUCGGAUCGAAAGGCAGGAAGACAACCCUCAUACCUUUGACGCCACAAGAAGUCUACCAGGAUCAAAUGCAGCUAAAGCAAAAGACAAAGCCGCCUACUAAAGCAUCUAACUUCUACCUGAGGGCUGGUGAUGUCAAAAGAUCUCUUAGUUCUAACCAACCGGUUCUUUUAUUUGUGUUUAAGGAGGCUCUCACCAAUAUGACUAACCUCACACCGGUUUUGCCGAGUAAAAUUCAAACUCUUUUGCAGGAAUACAAUGAUGUCUUCCCUGAAGAUAAUCCUAAGGAGUUACCUCCUUUUAGAGGCAUUGAACAUCAGAUUGAUUUCAUGCCUGGUGCUUCAUUGCCUAAUCGCCCUGAUUAUAGAACCAAUCCGGUUGAGACAAAAGAGUUACAAAGACAAGUCGAUGAACUAAUGGAGAAAGGACACAUAAGAGAAAGCAUGAGUCCCUAA